AUGGAAGCAAUCAUCUCCAGCUUAGAAUCAAACUCAAUGCAUACCACCACCACCACCACCCCCCCAAACGAACCCGACACCUUCCCAGAGCGCGAACGCCAACGAGCCCAAACCCUCUCUCAAAUCGCCCUCCGCUCCCAAAACCUAGACCACCUCCUCCAAACCUUCACCAACUCCCUCACAGACCUCGACCGCGAAAACCGCCACUCCAACCCCCUGGAAUACCUAACCUCCCGUUCAAACCACAUGAACUCCGUCAUGAAUCUCUGGCGCAAAACCAACAAUCCAAAUGAAAAUUACACCCAUGCCGAACGUCAACAAGAUCGUAUCGUGGCUUAUAAAUUCGAGGAAAUGGAUGCUCGUGAACAGGCUGCUGAACGCGAGAUGGAGAUUUGUGAACUUCAACGGGAAGUUAGAGGGUUGAGGGGGCUUUUACUUUCUUUGGCGGAGCCUAAUAAUAAUAAGAGAUUGAUGAUUGGGGGGGAUUGUUGUUCUGAGAAGAGGGAUGAUGAUGAGUGGGGUGGUGGUGGGGGGGUUGUUGUUGAUGGGAAGGAGGAGGGUUUUGUUUCUGAGAGGGAAGUUUUGGAUUUUGAGGAGGUGCUUUGGGGGAGUUGCUCAUAG
Messenger RNA from Ramularia collo-cygni, 621 nucleotides. RefSeq lists its product as uncharacterized. NCBI's taxonomy places the organism in Eukaryota, Fungi, Ascomycota, Dothideomycetes, Mycosphaerellales, Mycosphaerellaceae. The coding region runs from base 1 to 621 and encodes 206 amino acids. The record is from RefSeq and is a predicted model, not a curated record. The transcript is spliced from 2 exons.